Molecule: messenger RNA, 3564 nt
Organism: Diachasma alloeum
Lineage: Eukaryota; Metazoa; Arthropoda; Insecta; Hymenoptera; Braconidae
Product: ras-related and estrogen-regulated growth inhibitor
Exons: 6
Coding region: 1400-2035 (211 amino acids)
Molecular function (GO): GTPase activity; GTP binding
Source: RefSeq, a predicted model, not a curated record
GCAAGAGCUCGGCGCGAGUACUUCACGGAGCGAUUUUCAUUUCCCACGGCAUCGAGCUCACCACGCGGUAACCAUCAACAGUGUUUAUCGUAACGAUUAAAAUGUCAACUUGAUGAAUUCCUCAUACGAAAGUAAAUCUCUGUGACGUAGCCCCCCACCCCCCUACCACCGCAAUUUCCCUAUUGUUUACGGUAAUGAAUUUUCAAUCAAAAAAUGAAAAUUGAUGAAAAAAUUCAAUUGACUGACAUUUAUCAGUGACAUUUGAGUGAUAACUUGUGCAUUGUGACAUUGAAUCGACGGGAAAUUGUGGAAACGAAUUAUUCUCAUUGGAUAUUAAUUUCUUUGUGAGGGGAAAAUUGCAAAAGUAAAAAGGAAAAGGAAAAUUGAUCAAGUUGAGGGUCAAGGUUUCCCAUGUGGUUUUGGAACGACGAGAUCACGUAUCGUCACUCGUUAAGAAUCAGAGAAAGUGAAGAGGCCCGGUUUUUUGUAUAUAUACAAGAGACAGUAAGAGGAACAGUAGAAGGAGCUGUGGCGCCUCUCUGGUAUCCCCCCAGCAAGUGAGAGAGAGGAGGGUCGGUCUACCUUCUACCCUGGCUGAAGAAGAAACGUGACGUACAAGCGAUCCAUUACGAGGAAUUCCGCGCCUGGGCAAUUGUUAGCCAGUUGGAUAUUACAAGAGGGCUUUUUCAUCUUCACACUUGACUCUGUGAAAACGACUUGUGGCUAGUCGUUUAUUCCCUCACGCUUUGUGAUUCCAAUAGUUGUUGUUUUUCCCUUGGUUUGAGGUGUAUUAACUGAGGGGGCUGGGGGAUGAGUACAUCUGGUUGGUGGGGUUGACCACAGGGAUCAUCAGUACAACGUUGAUUGCAUAUCCAACUGUUGCCAUUACAUCUACUCGAGAGGGAAAAAAAGCACCCGAGAUAAGUGAGAAAACGGAAUUUUCAUGCAUCUCGCAAAAAUGAUGAAAUAAAUGAUGAUAAUUAAAUGAAUGGAGGAAAAUUACCCGGAAAAUAAAAAGAAUUUUCUGGCGAUAAAUCAGUGGAUAUUGACGACGGGGAAUUUAUUGGAUUCAUCGCUGAGAAGAGAGGGAGAGAGAGAGAGAGAGAGAGAGAGAGAUAAGGAAUUGAAUAAUAAAAAGUUGACGAGGGAACGGGGGAACUCGAGAGAAUGCGGUUGGGGGAUGGAUGAGGAAGUUGUAAUUUAACCUCGACGACGCGCAUCACACGCGGCAUUUCCUCCCACCUUUUUUUUCACCUCCCCUCCACGUUCAAGAUAAUUAUAAAGCGGUUUUUGUGAAUGUGGUGAUUUUUUCAAGUGAAGUUUUUAUUGUUUUUAUUGUGAAUUUAUUGACAAUGUGUUUUGAGGGGGCAAAUGACACCUGAAUGACACUCUUGGAGAGAUGACGAAUGUUAACAGGAUUCGGGUGGUCGUCCUCGGAGGCCCGAGAGUUGGAAAAUCUGCUGUUGUAGUUCGAUACUUAACAAGACGAUACAUCGGCGAAUACAGUUCGACUAGUGAUUUUCUUUAUCGUCACAGUGUUACCAUUGACAAUGUCACAACAGAGGUGGAGAUACUGGAUACCUCCAGGUGCGAGGAGAAUGGCUGUUUGUACUCACACAUACGGUGGGGCGAGGCAUUCGUCAUCGUCUACAGUGUGACUUGCAAACGCAGCUUUCAAGAGGCACGGGGACUUCUCAAACAGCUGGCUGAUCUUCGUUUACCAUCGUACUUCACUGCCCUUCUACUCGGCAACAAACGAGACCUCGAUCAUGCACGAGAGGUGUGUGUAGACGAGGGUCAACAGCUGUCUCUAGCCCACGGUUGUCAAUUCUACGAAGUGAGUGCCGCCGAGAGUCCCGCGGGUGCAGCUCUAGCCUUUCAAGCGCUGCUGCGUGAAGCGCGAUCGGUUCAAUUACUUCGGGCCCUUCCAAUAAGACGAAAACUCGGUGUCCACUCGGUGUCGAGAGUUCUAGGCACAAUAUUCGGUAAGAACACGACGAAAGACAGGAAGAAGAGGCCAUCGUUGAGCAUAUGACGCCUCCUGUGCGCCCUCCUGCUCGGAGGACGUGACGAACCUGAGAAACGCACUAAUGUCAUUGUUCUCAGCAGCAAUGUCUACGCCAAUCGUUGAGUAACAUUUGUCCCCGGGGAUGGAAAGUCCUCGGGUUGUGCUAUCGGUGGUUCGUUACGCCUCAGCCCUCACUCAUCUCUCGGGGAGGAUUCGGAGAUGUAGGCUCUCUCCUUGUGGAGUUUGGACUUGACUUCAUGCCGGAGAAAUUGUCAAAUUAAUGCGGAGGUCGCACGAGAAUCAGUUGAAAGUCGAGAUGAAGACUACUGGGACCUGAAUUGCGAUGAGGUGUGCAAUUGAUAGUGAACAACUGGUGUUCUUCAACAGUGAAACCACCACCUUAUUUUGUGAAAUUGAAAUUGAAUUGAAUCAAUUGUCAAGUGGUGCGAAUUCCAUUUCUUGAACACCAUUUUUUUUUUAUUGCAAGUUUUAUAUUGCAUGAAAUGAUUUUUAAAAAAUGAGGAAAAAUCAAAAAGUUACAGUCAUAAUGCAGGUAUUUUGGAUGCAACAUUUUUCAUUCAAUAUUCAUAUCCAGCAACAAGAAAAUUUAAUUCUGAAUCGGAUAAUAAAUAAAUGAAAAAAUGCCAUUUCGUGGCAGUUAUGUGAUAUCCCUUCAACAUCCUCAUACCCCCCAAUAAUGUAAAAAAAUUCCACUCUCAUUCCAAUUAAUCAGAAAAAUCGUAUACAAUUUUGUAUUCAUUACAAACUGUCAUGUAGCUUUUUACCCAUUGGAAUUAAUGUUUUGAAACUCGCCCAUCCACUGCCAUUCAUUUUACUUAAUUUUUCCUGCCCAAUGUAAAAAAAAAAACGAAAGAAAAAAACCAAGUGUCCAACGUGUCCGGAUGGCCGGAGAAAACGGUACGAGGAGGCAUCGUCAAUUCACUUUCCAAAAUUUUAUAUAUACAACAGUGGGAGAAAAAAGAAGAUGUAUCCACGUUUCACUUAAUGCUUGAAUUAAUUGUUGCCCGAUGACGUUGUUUCGUUGGUGAUUAAAAUGUCAGUGUACCGAGUGAAUGAGGGAUGCUCCUAAGUCGAUUAUUUUUAAUGAUAUGAUUAUUUGCAAUUUUUUGAAGAUAAAUCCAAGGCACUUAUUGACUAUUUCCAUUUGUCUUUGUAAAUAAAAAAAUAUUUAUCUGUUGAUUCCUUCAUCGAGAAAUAAAAAGGGUUGAACAAUUUUUAUCGCCAGAAAUUCUUGAUCCUUAUCACUUGGAUUUUCUUGAAUGCCAUGAGUGAUUACAGUGUGAGAGUUGAUGUUUAUAUUUUAAUGAUAAAACAGAUGAUGUGCUGCUUCUUGCGUCACCUUGAUGAAGGUUGCUUUACAAUUAAGACUGUAAAACUUUCUUGUGUACAUAGUGUGAUUAUGGAGUGCCUUAAUAAAGGCCAAUGAUUAUCGAUAGGUCGAUGUUAAAUACAUUCCAAAACAAUUUGAUGAUUUUUGCAAAUUGAUAAUGUAUUUGAGUGCUAGUCACUUGGAUUAAAUUGAUGAAUAAAUUUUU